Colius striatus (speckled mousebird) is the source of this 2291-nucleotide messenger RNA. RefSeq names its product tetraspanin-36. Lineage: Eukaryota; Metazoa; Chordata; Aves; Coliiformes; Coliidae. The transcript is spliced from 7 exons. The coding region runs from base 60 to 809 and encodes 249 amino acids. Gene Ontology annotation, biological process: regulation of vascular endothelial growth factor signaling pathway; protein localization to plasma membrane; protein maturation. Gene Ontology annotation, cellular component: membrane. The record is from RefSeq and is a predicted model, not a curated record.
GACUCAAAGCCCGGCCGUGAUCCGUGGCUGCAGCUCUCGUCUCUCAGCCCCAAGGGUCCAUGGAUUGCGGCGUGAUCACCUCCAAGACCGUGCUGCUGCUGCUGAGCCUCGCCUUCUGGGCAGCAGCAGCAGGUCUCAGCUAUGUUGGGGCAUACGUGGUUAACACCUACAAGAACUAUGACAACUUUCUGCAGGACAAGUACGCUCUGUUGCCAGCUGCCAUCAUUAUUUGCAUUGCUGUGGUGAUGUUCAUCAUUGGGUUGAUCGGCUGCUGUUCCACCUUUCGGGAGUCUCGAGUUGGCCUAGGGCUGUUCUUUGCCAUUAUCAUGGUUAUCUUUGUUGCAGAAGUAUCUGCUUUUGUCCUGGGAUUUGUUUACAGGGAAAGGGUAAAAAAUGAUGUGCAAAGCACAAUGCACUCAGUCUUUGAGCAGUAUGAUGGGAAAAAUCCAGAGUCUAGUGUUGUGAACUACUUGCAAGAACAGCUUCAUUGUUGUGGAGUAAAGAACUACAGUGACUGGACAACCACACAGUGGUAUAAUUCCACCAGCAACAACAGUGUCCCUCUGAGCUGCUGUAGGCAAGAGAUGGUGAAGAACUGCACAGGGAGUCUGGAUCAGCCCCAAGAACUCAAUACACAGGGCUGUGCAGAGUUGCUGGAGUCUGGGCUGCAGAGUGUUAUCAGCUAUGCCAUGCUUGUAAUCCUGGGGUUUGCUAUUGUGAAGUUCUUUGGCAUGAUGAGCGUCUGCGUGCUUACUUGCAAGAGAGAAGACAGUGGAUAUCAGCCUCUCUACUCGGGGAUGUUUUCUUAAUAAAAUGAAAAGAUCACUUGUUUUUCUUCCUGAUGAUACAAGAGACUCGUAAAGAUGAAUGCUAAAGGAUAAUUUAUGACCUUCUUGCUAAAUAGUUUGGUUUACAUAUAUGAAACACAAAGAACACUCUGUAUUGACUUGGGAAAAUCUUUUGCAAGUGAUGUCAAUUGGCAAUUUCAGUCUUCAUUGCCCUACAGUAACAUACCCUGAUCUUGCAUACCACAGCUUUGCAAGGCUACUGUAGAUUUGGAUUUGUGGCUUUAGACAGCACUAGACAGUGUAACAGACUGCUGAAAUAGUUUUUCUUCUGCAGUUUUUUCAUCUACUCUUGAAACAUGCAGACGAAACAUACCUGAGAUGGCAGGAUGGGCUUCAGUUAACUAUACACACAUCAGAUGAUUCCAAUGGUGGUGUUAAACAGAAACUUCUGAAUACGAGGUUCAAAUACUCUGCAUGAGCAUGGGGAUUUAGAAUGUUUUCUUUCUAUUUUAUGGCAAUGUUUGCUUUUUCCCGCCUCCAAGGGCAUGUAUUAGUGCAAGACAAUCUGUGCUUAAAGUCUAGAAUGGAUAUUUGAAUUUAUUUUGAAGCAGCUAGCAAAUGUGAACAACUCCAAGCUAGGAAGCAAAGGGUGUUUUUGAGCUUUUGGGCUCAGGAAAUCUCCUGGCUUUUUUUUUGUCUCUUUUUAAUGAAUAUGUUAUUUGAUAUAAAAAAUUGUUCAUAAAGCAGGGCUUUUUAAAAUUCUUUUUCUCUAUUUACUGAUGCUGUUAUGGUUUUUCUACACAAAGACAGAUUAUGUCUCUCUCUUUAAUGUGGAAGUUGCAGGAGUUAUUGAAUGAAUGUUGGAAGAUGGGAGUCACGGGAUGUGUCAUCUCAGCAUGGUUGUAUACCAGACAGGACUGCUAGAGGGUUUAGUGCAGCUGUUCCUGUGUUGCUGAAGGUCUGACCACUAAAAAUAUUGUGGUGUCGUUCUUGUACUGAGCAACUUUAGUAGCCCAUUGUCUGGCAGCAUCAUGCGACUCCUCGUUUGCUAGUUUGGCUUUAUUAGAGGUCUACAGCCUUGCAGUCACUCCUUGGAUUGCAUCACUGCUUCAAAAAUGGCCUUUUUUAGCUCAUUUGUAUCUUCAUCUGUUUCUCGGUUCUUGAAGAGGUUUUGGGUGUUUAGAGUUGAGGAGGGAGGGGAACAUAGGAGCUAUCUGUUAGCAAGUUGUGGAAAAACAAGAUUUUGCUUUUUUUUUUCUUCCUUUGGAGAUAUUAGCAGCCUAUCCUUAGCAAUAAGCCUUUGUGUUUGUAGCAAAUUAGGACAAAGGAGUUUAAGGUAGAUUUAAGCCGUUUCUCUUCGUGUUUUUUCCAGGGGGGGGGAAAAAACCGAGUGAGUGACGGCUUUAUAGGAGACAUAGAUGUUGAACAGUGCCUUCAUUUUCACCGAGGCUUUGUCUCCUGUUGAAUGCCGAAAUAAACUGAAUUUGCGUAACCCAUCAAUAA